Hyalella azteca is the source of this 1653-nucleotide messenger RNA. RefSeq lists its product as uncharacterized. The record is from RefSeq and is a predicted model, not a curated record. Lineage: Eukaryota; Metazoa; Arthropoda; Malacostraca; Amphipoda; Hyalellidae.
GUGGCCACCACUGCACCAGCUGUACACAAGACACACAUCCAGAAGCUGGUGUGUGUUCACUGUGGGGCGCAGGUCAAGUACCUGCUGAGCCACCUGAGCAAGAGCUUCCGCUGCCAGGUGGCCUACGACAUGACCCAGCUGCGGCAGGUGGCACAGCACAGCAAGCGACUCAGGCAGAAAUAUUACCUCCGUCAUCUCAAGAAAAAGAAGAAGCAGCGCGAGGUGUUUGAGAUCCUUGAGCCGGUGAGGCUGCCCCGUCCUGCCAGACAAACCAGAAAGCGGGAUGUUGAUCGUCCCUCCAGCCCUGGCCGCCAUGCUGAUGUCCCAUCGCCUAAUUGCUUUAUGACUGAAGAGCCCAGCUUCCCUGGCAGCCCAUUGGAUGACACUAUCUCUCCCAGGCCUAUAUCAGUGUACUCUACUGAAACAAGUUGCCAAUUACUGACUGAAACAAACUUACCUCUCUUGUUGGCUGAGACUAGCUUCUCCCCUCGCAAGCUGUCACUUGACGCUGGCACUGUCACAGCGUCUGGUCCUGCCACAACCAAGGACAUCUCCUCGCAAGACUACUUAUUAGACGAUGAUUUGUCCAACUCUUCCAAUAAUUCCUCUAGCAAUGAUAUGAUGUCUUCCCCAAACCCCAGUACCUUCCUUGUCUCUGCUUCUCCCACUGGGGAGGAAGGGAUCACAGUCUCUCCCAGCACUUCCCCUUCCAAGCCCAGUGACCAGAACAUCACGUGGCACAAGCGUCCCAAGCUCAGCCAAAUCAUCAAGCUCUCAAAGGCAGGCAAAGAAGAAACUCAAAUGGGCCACAACCAACAUAACCAGAGCUCUUGAUCAUUUUUGGCUCAUUUCAAUUGACCUUUUUGAUAAUUACACUUAAUUACCCAUCUGUCAUGGAUACAUGUACCGUCAUCAAUGCUAUUUGUACCUAGUGGUUAGGGAGCAAGAAGUCUCGUCAGUCCCAAAAGGGGUUAUAUCCAAGCUGUUCAUUGCAUGUACAAGUCUACUCAUAGCAACUAUUGUGCAUAAUUGACUGGACCAGGUCGUCCAUGCUACUUAUGGGCAUUUAAAAAUGAUGCAUGACUAUUAAUCCUACUUUCUUGAGUAUUUUGUAUUAUGUGUUGUAAUCAUAUAUGACAUGAUCCUAUUUCCUAUGUAUGUUCAUACAUCUGAUUAUCAUAGGAUUAGUACAAUGGUACUAAUUCUUGUUGAGAUAUUUGUUGAAGACAUUACCAAUUCUAGGUAAUGUCUUUAUCACAUAUUGGUAAUAAAUGUUCCAGUGUAGAUUAUGUUAAUCCUCCUCCCAUUAUAAUGUUGUUACAUCAAACAUUGAUGUUGAAUGUGAGUCCUUGUUUUUAUUUGAAAUGUUAUUUAAGUUAUUAAUUUAAUGAACUCACUGCCUGGACAAUUCAUGAAUAUAAAUGAGAUGUAUUUAAUAUAACCUAGGUUAUGAGCUGGUAUCUGUGGAGCUAAUGUGAACAUGUAUCAAUUUAUUUUUUUUAUCCAUUUGUGAACAUGCAUUUUUUUAAACUGCUCUCUGCAAUUAAGGAAUUAAAAUUUUUGUCUUGAACUGCAUACACUUCAAUGUUUGUUCUCAUGUUUCUCUAUGAUAUAAAUGUUGACAUAGCUAUUGUGAUAUAAAAUUUGGAAAGA